Mucor mucedo is the source of this 1931-nucleotide messenger RNA. RefSeq lists its product as uncharacterized. The transcript is spliced from 2 exons. NCBI's taxonomy places the organism in Eukaryota, Fungi, Mucoromycota, Mucoromycetes, Mucorales, Mucoraceae. The record is from RefSeq and is a predicted model, not a curated record. Bases 71 to 1849 code for a protein of 592 amino acids.
GGUGAUCUGCCUUCUUCUCUCUUCUCCUUUCUUUUUUUUUUUUUUAAUAUAUUUUUCUAAUAGUCAAGGUAUGUCGUCUGAAACAGAAGCUCUAUUCAAAUAUUAUAGUAACCAGUCCAAUUACCGUACAAUUCGCCAGGGAGAAGCUCUGUACAUGACGACUGCGAAAUCCUUACACUUUAAUGACUAUCAUAUUCACUGGAGAUUACAUUUCUUUUGGACAAUAGCAGUAGCCUGCUUUGUAAUGGCUAAACUAUGGUGGCUUGUUCCUUUACCUGGUUACGACGUUCUCCCUGCUUUUCGUACGUAUCCCGCCAAUUUCUUAGACACCAUAUUCUUGACAUUUGCUUGUGCUCUUGCCACAAGAUCAAUUGUCAUUGGAUUGUUAAAGUCUCUUAGAAACGGUAUUCAUCCUGAUUCAAUUAUUGCUUUUGGCUCUACCGGUGGAUUUGCUGCCAUGUGGUCUUGUAUUAAACACAGAUCCGGCGUUCGUUAUUUCUUGGUUGCUAUGCUCGUUACUGCUUGUACCUUGCUAGGUAACGCUUUAGCGGGGGAAUUACAAUCCACUGUUCGGAUUUAUUACAAAAUAGGUGGUGUCACAUCGCUCAAUACAGCAGAAUGUCAGCACAUCUCUAGCAAAGAUUAUAUGCUGGCAUCAUCAGCCUAUGAAUCUGGACUCAUUACCAAUACCAUUUCGGAUGCAACAUCACUCCUAAAUACCCUAAAUGCAUCUCAACCAAUGAAAUCAUUCACUAUAUCUAUAAUCAAAUCAUCGCUUGCUCCUAUUCAAAACAUUACCUUUCUUCCGCCUCAAAGUAACACAAACAUUUUAAGGAGACAUCAUCCUCGUCCAAAAACGACCACAACCGAGACCGCGGUACAAGAACAACAAACACCUAUCAGUACGUUGAUCUCUUCAUCGAUUUCACCAGUAUCAACAAUCCCUGUUUUUAAUAAUAUCGAUGCAAACAAUGAGACAAAUGCAUUGAUCAGCACAAUCACGCCUGAAAACAUCAUUUCUGCAAAUACAGUCGAACCUGGUAUAAAUAUGAACAAAUUCAGCUCUGCCAGUACGGAACAUUUAUUAAUUCCAUCAUCUGCAACCGGGGAAUUCAACCAAAGUAGCCCGCUGUCUAUAUUUAGAAACAAUACAAUGUCUAUUGCCAGCCAAAUUAUAUUAAAUGCUUUCCGGUUUACAACAUCCGACCAGCAAGAAGUGAUAGGAGUGUAUUCUUCAUUAAAUGAAAUUGUAACCGGAGUGUAUGUAAACGCAAUCUCCAUAAAUCAUACUUGUCAAUCACGGGGUAAUAAUGUGAUAUGCGACGAAGGUAAAACUUAUACUGCAAACAACAAGGUGGUUGCAGAUGCAUUGGUAUCAGCCAUCCGAUCAGGCGACGGCCUCUAUGGAACAAACUCCGGUGCCGGAUUAGCGAUGGAUAUAGUCAAUGGUGUCAAUAGUACUGGUAAAAAGAGUAAACUAGCCGAUUCUUUAUUUGCCAAUCCACUGUGUAAUGAUCCUGAUUUGAUUCCCUCAGAAGGAAACAUUUUAAUUCCUUAUUCGGCCGCAAGAUUGAGCAAUUUGGCCAUCAUUUGGUUGAUUUUGUUCCUUAUUCUGUGGAUCAUUGGUGUGUUUUUAAUUGGCUAUACAGAACAUACUUGGACUCAAUUAGCUACCACUGGAAAUAUGCUACCUCAAAUCAUUAGCAAGUCCCCGAACAUGUUUGAAAGCAAUGAUUUGGGUGCAAGCACAAUUAACCAAGAGAUGUUUUUGGACCAAGAAACCGGUCAAAUGACUUUGGAUAGAGUUUAUCGCCAUGGUUACUCAGUUACAACGACAGUCGUUGGCUAACAAUCACACUCACACUCACACACACACACAGCAUUUGUCAUCAAAGAUCUUAAUAAUAAACCAGUCUUAAUUUAUAUCAUGU